This is a messenger RNA of Cololabis saira (Pacific saury), 505 nucleotides long. RefSeq names its product parathyroid hormone 2 (gene pth2). The record is from RefSeq and is a predicted model, not a curated record. NCBI's taxonomy places the organism in Eukaryota, Metazoa, Chordata, Actinopteri, Beloniformes, Belonidae. Gene Ontology annotation, biological process: neuropeptide signaling pathway. Gene Ontology annotation, cellular component: extracellular region. Bases 1 to 459 code for a protein of 152 amino acids. The transcript has 3 exons.
AUGUCGCGGCUUCCUUUUAUCCCCCACAUGUCUUUCCUGUUGCUUUGCAUUCUGGGUAUGACUUCAGUGACGUCUGGCUUCCCGCAGCUUCGACUACCUCUCAGGUGUCCUGACGGUCUGCAGGCUGAGAAACGGGACGAGUGUGACGUCGUCUUCCCCUCCAUCUCCCUGCACGACUGGAACCUGCAGAUGAUGUCGGCGCCGAGCCUCGGCGCGGCCGACAGUAAGGCAGGGCUGAUGAGGCCGGCGUGGCUCUUUGCUCCUGAGAGGACGGAGGACAGCGUGGAGGGCGUGUGGCCUGCUGAAUGGACGUCUGAAGGGGCGCGGCUGCUGAAGAGGAACAUGGUGGUGGCCGACGAUACGGCCUUCAGAGAGAAGAGCAAGCUCCUCACAUCCAUGGAGAGGCAGAAGUGGCUCAACUCCUACAUGCAGAAACUUCUGGUGGUUAACUCUUCGUGAUACUCUUACAGCGACUUGAACACAAAUUAGAACAAAGAGCCAACAC